AUGCUACCGUCAGAGCGCAACAAGAGUGGAACCACAUUCAUCCUUUUGGGCUUCUCAGAUUAUCCAGAAAUGCAAGUACCUCUCUUCUUGACUUUUCUAGCCAUCUACAGUGUGACUGUGGUAGGGAACAUUGGGAUGGUUGUAAUAAUCAGACUUAACCCCAAGCUGCACACCCCCAUGUAUUUUUUCCUCAGCCACCUCUCAUUCGUGGAUUUCUGCUACUCCUCCGUCAUUGCUCCCAAGAUGCUGGUGAACCUAGUCUCAAAGGACAGAACCAUUUCAUUUUUAGGAUGUGCAGUACAGUUCUUCUUCUUUUGUACCUUUGUGGUGACUGAGUCCUUUUUAUUAGCGGCGAUGGCCUAUGACCGCUUUGUGGCCAUCUGUAACCCCCUUCUCUACUCAGUCGCCAUGUCCCAGAAGCUCUGCGCCAUGCUGGUGGCGGGGUCCUACUCAUGGGGGGUAGUCUGUUCCUUGACACUGACGUGCUCCGCCUUGCAAUUAUCUUUUCAUGGUUUCAACGUAAUCAAUCACUUCUUCUGUGAGUUCUCCGCACUGCUGUCUCUUUCCUGCUCUGACACGGACGUCAGCCACUUGCUGCUUUUUGUCUUUGCCACUUUUAACGAAGUCAGCACACUCUUCAUCAUUCUGUUGUCUUACGUGUUCAUUGUUGUCACCGUCCUCAAGAUGCACUCAGCCAGCGGGCGCCGCAAGGCUUUCUCCACCUGCACCUCCCACCUGACGGCCAUCGCCAUCUUCCACGGCACCAUCCUGUUCCUCUACUGUGUGCCCGACUCCAAGAACUCCAGGCACACGGUCAAAGUGGCCUCCGUGUUUUACACGGUGGUGAUCCCCAUGUUGAACCCGCUGAUCUACAGUCUGAGAAAUAAGGAUGUGAAGGACACGGUCCAAAAAAUCAUGCACACCAAAGUAUUUUCUAAUUGA
This is a messenger RNA of Chinchilla lanigera (long-tailed chinchilla), 942 nucleotides long. Its product is annotated as olfactory receptor 5D18-like. Gene Ontology annotation, biological process: G protein-coupled receptor signaling pathway; sensory perception of smell. Gene Ontology annotation, cellular component: membrane. Gene Ontology annotation, molecular function: olfactory receptor activity; odorant binding; G protein-coupled receptor activity. The transcript has a single exon. Lineage: Eukaryota; Metazoa; Chordata; Mammalia; Rodentia; Chinchillidae. Bases 1 to 942 code for a protein of 313 amino acids. The record is from RefSeq and is a predicted model, not a curated record.